AUGCACUCCAUAGCCUCGUCCGACGGCAUACUCGCUGCGGAUCAAGGGAGGACCAGUCCAGGGGCUCCCCCAUCUGGAGAAGUGACAAAUCCACGCAUGAUCUCCGGCAUUCGCCACCAUGGAAUUCAAGCUCGAGACAACCUCGUCCAUCCACUCAGCCUUUGGGCCGUUGAUGGGUCAUCAAGCUUCGAGUUUCCAGCAGAUUGGGACGUUGGUGUUCCCGCGGAUUCCCGCCCUGGUUGCCACCAACGCCAGAAUGAAAAGAUACCCAGCCAAUGUAUGACUUCAUAUUGCGAUCCUUUAUUUCCGGUUUCCGGUGCAAAAGCUGGGCAGGCUCCGACUGGCGACUCCUGGCUGAUCUACGCGACUAGCUUUCCCUGA
This is a messenger RNA of Aspergillus puulaauensis, 381 nucleotides long. RefSeq lists its product as uncharacterized. The transcript has a single exon. Bases 1 to 381 code for a protein of 126 amino acids. Lineage: Eukaryota; Fungi; Ascomycota; Eurotiomycetes; Eurotiales; Aspergillaceae. The record is from RefSeq and is a predicted model, not a curated record.